AGUACUGCAGAGAUGAGCUUUAGAACAAUCCCAAUAUUGCCAGUGGCUUCUCCAUUGAAUUGUGCUAAUAUAACAUUUCUACCACGUAAUGUCACACUUACCUGGACUGAACCACCACUAAUAGAUCAAAAUGGAGCACCAGUUGGUUAUAAUUUAACAUGUAUGAAUACUAAUGGUGUAUCAGUCAAUGGAUUGAGCCCAACACAAACUUCAAUGAACACAAUGUUCACUGUUACUGAUGUUAUGCCUUUUACUGGUUACACUUGUGAUCUGUCAUUUAUUAAUGUAGUAGGAUAUGGACCCUCUACCCAGUGUACAUUUGAAACAGCACAAGAUACACCUGAUGAUGGACCACAAAACUUUACUUCUACCCCAACAAUGACAACAGUUACAUUUACAUGGACCAGUCCAUCAAUACGUAAUGGAAUAAUCACUGGGUAUCAACUUAAGGUUACUAACAUUGAAACAAAUGCUUAUCGCACUAUGAAUAUCUCUUCUGAUCAAUUAAUGUAUACACUUGAUGAGGAAGGAUUCUUCAGUGCUUAUGAUAAUUACACUGCCUCUGUUACUGCUAGCACUGUCAUUGGGUUUGGGCCUAUAUCUAAUACAGCAGGAAGAACACUACCAGACAUUUCCAGUCCUCCUCUAUUGGUGACGAGGAAUAUUACUAUAUCUGGUACAAUAUUUACUACAUUACCAUCAGUGGAUAAUCACACCAUUAAUGUGACAUGGUAUCCUCCUACUACACCAAAUGGACGCAUUAUGAACUAUACCAUUGAAGUUGAUGGAUAUAUUACUAGAAAUAGAUUGAUAAGACGUACAAUUACUGAUGUUGACAGAGACUCUUUUACAGUACUGAUUACUGAUAAUGCAUUAACUCCUGGUGUACCAUAUAGUGUCACUCUGGUUGCUUAUAAUGAGUUUGGUAGAGGAAUCCCAGUUAGAGUUAUUGUCUUUACUAGAGUUUUGACUCCCAGUGUCUCUCCUAGUAAUGUCCAAGCAGUAAGAUCUGAUGACGGUACUAAUAUGACUAUUACUUGGGAUGCUGUGUCUCUUACACAAGCCCGUGGUUUCUUUGAAUACACAAUAAGACUCUCAAGAUCCAGCAGAAAGAGACAGGCAGGAGAUUUAGUAUAUAGAGUCCCUUCUACUGAGACCAGUUAUACUGCUACUGAUCUUGAUGAUCAAGCUACUUAUUCUGUAUCAAUGGGUCUGUCUGUUGAUGAUGGUUCAGGCCAGGGACCUAUUGCUGGACCUACUAGCCCACCCAUUGAGAUAUCCUCACCAGCUUCUACUGCUCCACCAACUACAAGUUCUAACAUUAGUACCAUUAUUGGUAUUGUUGUUGGUGUGGUCCUAGCUCUACUCCUGAUUGUAUUAAUUGUUGUCAUUAUAAUAUUCAUUGUCCGUCGAGGCAAGCAAGCUGAUAAAUUCACUGUUGGAGGCAAACCAAAAAAGAAAGAUUUAUUUGAGUUGCUUGAGUCCAACCCGUUGACACCAACAGCCACUUCUUCAUUCAGACAGUUGGAUGAUGGACCUGAUGCUAAUGGAGCCUCAGCCCCAGUGGUAACAGGAGCUGAUGGACAGGAAGAUGAUGACGUGAAGGAGAAGCCUGAUGAUCGUCUUGAUGAGGAAAUGAUUCUUGAGAGAAUGAAACCAAUUGCUGUAGCCAGUUUCCACGAACACGUUCAAGAGAUGCACGUUGACUCUGACAAAGGAUUUGAAAUGGAGUACAAGUCUGUUCCGAUGCAAACUGAGACGAGCUUUGACAUUGGAAGGAAUGAGGGAAACAAAACUAAAAAUAGAUUUGCCAACAUCUUCCCAUAUGAUUUCUCACGAGUGAAGCUAACAGAGUUACCUGGUGUUCCUGAUUCUGACUACAUAAAUGCUUGCUACAUUGAUGGUUACAAUAGGAAAGACUGUUACAUUGCUGCACAAGGUCCUCUUCCUUCUACUGUUGCUGACUUCUGGAGAACAAUAUGGGAGUAUAGGAUCAACCACAUUGUCAUGUUAACUGGAGUCGUUGAAGGAGGAAAGAAAAAAUGUGAGCAGUACUGGCCUGAAAAAGUCGGAGAGAAUUUGGAAUUACCAAACGGAUUUACUGUUACCAUGACAUCAUUCGUCCAGUUUGCCGACUAUAUUAUCCGUGACUUUAAAGCUUCAAAGGCUGAGUCUGAUGAGAAGGACCUCACAGUCAGUCACUACCACUUCACCAGCUGGCCCGAUCACGGUGUGCCACAAUUUGCCACUUCACUCAUUAGCUUCAUCAAGCGAGUACAGAAAGAUCACAACAAAGAUAAAGGCGUACCACUCAUGGUCCACUGCAGUGCUGGUGUGGGUCGUACUGGUACCUUUAUCAUGCUGGAUAUAAUGAUGGACAGAUUGAAGCAAGAGGAGUCCAUUAAUGUGUAUGAGGUAUUGAGGCAGUUGAGAUCAAAGAGAAUGUACAUGGUUCAAACACAGGCCCAGUAUGUGUUCCUUCAUGAUGCUUUGGAUGAGUUGACCACUUGCGGUGAUACUUCGAUAAUUGGAUCCAACUUGAGGGCUCGUGUCAACAAAAUGCACAAGAUGAUUCCAGGAAAGAACAUAACUGGAUUCCAGGAGCAAUAUGAGUUAUUGGAUCAAGUUGGAUACAAACCCAGUGAGAUGAUGUACUCUGAUGGUACUACUACUGUCAACGUACCCAAGAACAGAUACCCUGAAAUUGUACCAUUGAACAUGCACAGGCCAAGGCUUAGGCCUGAUGGUAGCAAUGGAUCUGAUUAUAUUAAUGCAAGCUUUGUUGAUGGUUACAAGCAGCGAAAUGCUUACAUAGUCACACAAGGUCCUCUAAAGACCACUGUUGAUGAUUUCUGGAGGAUGAUAAUGGAGUUUAAGACCCGCACCAUAGUCCAGUUCUGUAACACUGUUGAGGAGGGACAGGAGAAGUGUCACAUGUACUGGCCGACUAAAGAGGGAGAGCCGGUCGAGUAUGGACGCACUAAAGUGACUCUACAGUCAGAGGCAACCACUCCUGAUUAUACAACCAGGAAGCUUCAUAUCUGCAAUGAGAGGGGUGGCAAGAGCGAGCGUGAAGGACAUGUAGUGACACAGUUCCAUUUCACCACUUGGCCCGAGCAUGGUCACCCAACCAGCACUGGGUCCAUCAUUGAACUGAUUGAUUUAUUGACAAGAGCACAAAUGAACUCUGGAAACAAGGCUAUUACUGUUGUCUGCAAUGAUGGUGUUGGUAGAUCUGGUGCUUUCCUUUGCAUACACUCUCAACUUGAGCGGCUCAAAACUGAAGGAGAAGUUGACGUCUUCAAAUACCUCAAGACUGCUCGCACCAGACGCAUUGGACUUCUAUCAGAACUGGAUCAUUAUGUCUUUUGUCAUGAAGUUUUAGCCGAUUAUGUAGAGUCCUUUGAUCCUUAUGCUAACUUUAAAGAUAUGUAAUUAAAAACUGCUUGUACCUGCUCCUUCUUGUUGUUGUUUCUUCUAUCACACAAACACAUUUAAUUAAUAAUAUACAACGCAUACAUACAUACAUGCAAAAAAAGAUUAUUAUUAAUAUUAUUAGAGAUUUUUCUAGUUUGUGUAUUUUGUGACUUUGUGCUGAUUAAUUUUUAUUAAAAUAGUAAUAUUAAA
Amphimedon queenslandica is the source of this 3627-nucleotide messenger RNA. Its product is annotated as receptor-type tyrosine-protein phosphatase epsilon-like. Gene Ontology annotation, biological process: protein dephosphorylation. The record is from RefSeq and is a predicted model, not a curated record. The coding region runs from base 13 to 3435 and encodes 1140 amino acids. The transcript is spliced from 23 exons. NCBI's taxonomy places the organism in Eukaryota, Metazoa, Porifera, Demospongiae, Haplosclerida, Niphatidae. Gene Ontology annotation, molecular function: protein binding; protein tyrosine phosphatase activity.